Oryzias melastigma (Indian medaka) is the source of this 6167-nucleotide messenger RNA. It is a transcript of the gene usp20, whose product is annotated as ubiquitin specific peptidase 20. The coding region runs from base 211 to 3015 and encodes 934 amino acids. The transcript has 25 exons. Gene Ontology annotation, biological process: protein deubiquitination. Gene Ontology annotation, molecular function: cysteine-type deubiquitinase activity; zinc ion binding. Lineage: Eukaryota; Metazoa; Chordata; Actinopteri; Beloniformes; Adrianichthyidae. The record is from RefSeq and is a predicted model, not a curated record.
AGAACGUGCGUCGAGCCCGCGCGGCUGAGCGCGAGGGGGGUGUCAGUUCCAGGAUGGUGGGCCAGCUUUUAACGACGCCUUGCUCCUCUUCUUCUUGCUAACUGCUGCUCGGAGUCUACUCGAGGGCUUUUCUGGAAGAUGAGAAAUAACUGUUACGCCUGCGGCAUCCGCUCUUCUUCUUUGACGUACCAUUGAAGGCAGUGAGUAGUCAUGGCAGAGCAGGACGUUUGUCCUCACCUGGACUCCAUAGGUGAAGUGACCAAGGAUGAUCUACUGCAGAAAUCAAAGGGGACUUGCCAGUCAUGUGGUGCUGGGGGGCCAAACCUGUGGGCUUGUCUGCAGAGUGACUGUCCUUACGUUGGAUGUGGAGAGUCCUAUUCUGAUCACAGCACCUUGCACGCACAGGCGAAGAAGCACAAUCUGACGGUGAACCUAACAACCUUCAGGAUCUGGUGUUACACGUGUGAGCGGGAGGUGUUUCUAGACCAGAGGCCAGCCCUGGUCCCCGGACCGGCUGCUCCACACCACUGCAAAGCUGCAGAGCAGGAUGGAGCUCCGCAGUCUGGAGGUCACCCACUAAAAGCUGUUCCAAUCGCUGUGGCAGAAGAGGACGGUUCAGAAUCAGAAGAAGAUGAGCUGAAACCUAGAGGUCUAACAGGAAUGAAGAAUAUUGGAAACUCCUGCUACAUGAAUGCAGCUCUGCAAGCUUUGUCCAACUGCCCCCCCCUCACCCAGUUUUUCCUGGACUGCAGCGGACUGGUCCGGACUGAUAAGAAGCCUGCUUUGUGCAAGAGCUACCAGAAACUCAUCUCAGAGCUGUGGCAUAAGAAAAGGCCCAGCUAUGUCGUGCCUACCAGCCUUUCCCACGGUAUCAAACUAGUAAACCCCAUGUUUCGAGGUUAUGCACAGCAGGACACCCAGGAGUUCCUGCGCUGUCUGAUGGACCAGCUACACGAGGAGCUGAAGGAGCCUCUGACCGAGUGCAACAUGAGCGGGGACGGGAGCGACGGCGACGACAGGAGAGACGGGGACCGCUCCCCGUCAGAGGACGAGUUCCUGUCCUGUGACUCCGGGUCCAGCAGUGAUCGGGGGGAGGGGGGAGGCAUCGGGGAGGGGGAGCUCCUCCUGCAGGACGAGUGCGAUGGGGUGAGGUCUCCCUCCGUGGUCGGCUCCGCCACGCUCAUCUCGGAGAAGGAGAGGCUAAAGGAGAAGCGGGUGUCGGGGUCGCCUCUUCGGGGAGCCUCGCAGGAGAUGGACGAGGACGCCGAUGUGGACACGGCGGCUGAGGAGGGGGCUCCUGAGAGGGGGGAGGAGGAGGAGGAGGUGGACCCAUCCUCAAACGCUGAGGUCCAAAACCAGGAGAACAACCAAACAUCUAACACAGUCCAGAGGAACAACACGUCAGAGCCGGACAACGAAGCAUCAAUGACCCAACCUCAGUCUACUCCGUGCAGCCCGGUCCGAACCUUGCAGGAGCUCCACCACAAGCUGUCAUCAAGCCCUCCACGUUCCAGCCCCCUCCGCUCUGCAGGUCCUGCAUACUCCUUAAAAAAAGCUCAACUGCUGCUCAGUUCCAGGAAGAAGAAGCAGUCUCACUAUCGCAGCGUGAUCUCCGACAUCUUUGACGGCUCCAUCCUCAGCCUGGUCCAGUGUUUAACGUGUGACAGGGUUUCAACCACUGUGGAGACCUUCCAGGACUUGUCACUCCCUAUUCCAGGAAAAGAAGACUUGGCCAAGCUUCACUCCUCCAUCCAUCAAAACCUGCCCGUAAAGACCGGCGUGUGUCCCGACUCGUACAGUUCGCAGGGGUGGAUCUCCUUCAUCAUGGACUCCAUACGCAGGUUCGUAGUUUCAUGCAUCCCCAGUUGGUUUUGGGGCCCCAUGGUGACGUUGGAGGACUGUCUCGCUGCCUUUUUUGCUGCAGAUGAACUCAAAGGAGACAACAUGUACAGCUGUGAGAGAUGUAAAAAGUUGCGAAAUGGUAUUAAAUACUGUAAAGUGCUCAAACUUCCUGAGAUUCUGUGCAUUCAUCUCAAGCGUUUCCGGCACGAAGUCAUGUACUCGUUUAAGAUAAGCAGCCACGUUUCCUUCCCGCUGGAGGGUCUCGACAUGCGGCCUUUCCUGGCCAAAGAGAGCCCGUCUCAAGUCACCACCUAUGAUCUGCUGUCUGUCAUUUGCCAUCAUGGCACUGCAGGAAGCGGACACUACAUCGCUUACUGUCAGAAUGUAAUAAAUGGACAGUGGUAUGAGUUUGAUGACCAGUAUGUCACAGAGGUCCAUGAGACGGUGGUGCAGAAUGCAGAGGCCUAUGUGUUGUUUUAUCGGAAGAGUAGCGAGGAGGCGGUCCGAGAGAGACAGAAGGUGGUGGCUUUAGCCAACAUGAAGGAGCCCAGUCUGCUGCAGUUCUACAUCUCCAGGGAAUGGCUCAACAAGUUCAACACAUUUGCAGAACCGGGCCCGAUCAGCAAUCACACGUUCCUUUGUCAACAUGGAGGCAUUCCUCCAAAUAAAUACCACUACAUAGAUGAUCUGGUCGUGAUUGUCCCCCAAAAUGUGUGGGAAUAUCUUUACAACAGUUUUGGAGGCGGUCCAGCAGUCAACCACCUUUACGUUUGUGCCAUCUGUCAGGUGGAGAUCGAAACAUUAGCUAAACGCAGGAAAACUGAAAUAGACACUUUCAUCAAGCUGAACAAAGAGUUCCAGGCUGAGGAAGCUCCGACAGUGAUUUUGUGUAUCAGCAUGCAGUGGUUCCGAGAGUGGGAGAGUUUUGUAAAAGGAAAAGACAACGAGCCGCCCGGUCCCAUUGACAACAGUAAAAUUUGGGUUAUGAAAGGAGGACACGUACAGCUGAAGCAAGGCGCAGAUUAUGGUCAGAUCUCCGAGGAGACAUGGCAGUACCUUUUGGGCAUUUAUGGCGGUGGACCUGAGAUCGCAGUGAGGCAAACCGUGGCACCAGCUGACCCUGACAGCCUCCACGGAGAGAGGAAGAUCGAAGCGGAGACGAGAGCACUUUGAAAUAAAUACAGAGGUCUUCUGAUCCCUUCUUGAUUCCAGCCCUCACAUGAAGCUGAGGAAUUUGCACCUUGGUGAAGAAGCCGCAUUGUGAGCACUUUGUAAAUGUAGCAACGUGUUAUGUUGAUGCCAGGCUAUAAGAGGAGGAACCUUCAAAUCCUUCAGUUUGAUCUUCAGUGUUUGGGCAUUUUGGGAAAAAAAAAAAACAAUAUUACUAAGACGUUGUUGGUAGAUGUGGUGUCUCAGUGGCUGCUCUAGUGGCUCUAUGUCAUGUACCGCUUUUCUGGUUAUGGCAGGCAGACGGCCUCCUGCGUUACGACCCAGAAUGAUGCAGGGGACCGAAAAUCUCAAACUUAUUUAAGUGGAAACGACAGCAACAAGCGUCCAUUAACAGGCUUUGUGUUGUACGAGUUCAUAGCUGCAACUGCAAACAUGAAAGAUGUAAACCUCAAAUGUGCACUGAACCCUAAAGAAUGGAGUAAGAGAACCGUGGGUUUGUCUAUAAAUGCAUGCACAAGACUAAAUUAGACCUUUUUCAGGGCUCAGAAUGCAUGCACUUGCAAGUAAGAUGAUCAUUUUACACAAAAAAUAUUUAUUGGUUUAGGUUUUUCCUGCUUUUGUUAAUGCAAGUGUUACCACUGGAUAAGGGUUUGCACAGAUUAAUUGUUUUAAAGUCAAUAGAAAAUUGCUUCAAAGUAUUACUGCAGGUGCAUUUUAGAAGAGUUUACAGGGUAAUUUGUCCAUUUUAGAACACAACUAAGUAGUUUUGAGAUAACGGCAUAAAAAAGAAAAAAAUGGCAUGCAGUGCUUCUUCAUUAAAUCAAGCAACUUCCAUCUUUUUUACAAUUAAAAAAACAUAUUUGACAGAAUCUUAACUAACUGAUGUGUUGUGAAAAAAUAAAACUAAAACACCCAAAAGAUAUUUGAUGAUGUGAGUUCCGUUACACUUCUUUUCUUCUCUUUUCUUUUCUUUACAUGUUGUCAUACAAGAGCUACAAAUUACACACAGUUUAAACUGAUAAAAUAAUAUAUAUGUCUAAAUAUUAAAAAUUUCGUUAAAUUUUUAGACGUUUUUUUCAUUACAGAUGUGGAUAUUCUUGACACAAAUUGUGAUCACCUUGCAAUCAUGGAGACAUCUCACUAGAAAAGAAGCGCUUUACUUUUUUAAAAUUUUUGUUUAAAUAUAUAAAUACUUGUUGUAAAAUAUUUCUUUUGUUUGUGCAGAUAUUCAACAUUUUAAUAGAUGUAAAAGUUCAUGACUCAAAUGACUCAGGGUACAAUCUGACCAAAAGUUUACAGUUCAACGUCACAGGGGGGUCAAAAGUGUUUUCAUCCCUGAAGGGUUAUUGUCAAAAAUGUGUUGAUGGAAGCAUCUAAAACAGCUUGUUACCAGAUACAUUUACUUACUUUAGUUAUUGCGUUUAAGUUGUGUUAAUUUAUUGAUUAAAGCUACUGCCUCAUCUCUAAAAUGUUUGUCAAAAACGACUUGAUCCCCUUAGAUAAAAUCUACAAAAAUACAAGUCAAGAUGCAUAAAAGGUUUUAAAACAACUUCAUAAUUGACAUAUUACUUGUUUGGAUUAUGUAGUGGUUGCUAAAACUAACAAAAAAAGCAACCGAUUUGUAUUUUUGUUUUAAUUUAAUAAGUAGCAACAUCAAAGAGUCGUAGAGGUAGAGUCAAAAAUGUUAAAAGAUGAAUAUUUGGGGUUAUUUGUUGAUCAUAAUUUAAAAUUACUAAGUAAAGAUUGCUGCAAUUCUUUAUUCCUUUUAAAAUAAUUUUUUUUUACAGGAAAUCUAUUUUAUGCUAACAUAAUUCUGCAUUCAUUUGAACCUUUGUACCGGUGUUGCAGUAAAACAUUCUGAUGAAUUUCACGACUUUUAGGAAAUGAAUCACAACAGAUUCCAACUACGUUGUAAGCUGUCUUUUAAAUUAUUUUAUGAUGCGAUUUAUUUAUAUUUAGGGUUUUAAACUAUGGUCAUAGAGCUUAGAACUUUCUCAAAUGCAGAAUGUUUGAGUCUUUUCCAGGUGGACCAAGAAAUCGUCUGGAGUGUCAAACCCCACAAAAACACGUUUGUAAAAAUAAUUUAAGUUUAUUUUGGAAAAACAAAUCCUUCUACAUUUCCUUCUGGCUUAGCCUUUAUAAGAAAUCUAUAUUGUGGCUUAAUUAUAACAUUUAUGUAAUUAACAGCUGGUGUUGUUUGGGGUAGUCUGGACAUUUUGAUCUGUGCUCCUUUCAAGGCAAAAAUGAGAAACAAACACUGAUUUGCAGUUUUUAAAUAAAACAAACAUAAAAAUUAACUUUUUUUCUUGUUUAAUAAAGUAAAAAGAAGAAAAAAAUAUAUUUUUAUUUUCCUGUUUUUAAUAUAUAAGAUAAAAUUGGCUGCUUGUUAUGUAUCCAGACUCAUUAUACAAAUGUGUUGCGCCUGUUUUGUUGACCAUUUUUAAACCCCAUGAUUUGAUUUAUUAGUUUAUUACAAGCAUCAAUUGUUGACGAUAAAGCAAACAAAUAUUACACAGAUAUAUUAAAUUCAUUUCAGAGAUGUAGAAAUACAUUGAUUUAAAAAAACAAAGAAAGAUUUACAUGAAUGCAAGAAAAACAACAGUAUUUACUCAUGAUCAUAAAUGGAGAUUUUGUGACUUAAGUCAAAUUAUAUUAAUAAAAUAAGAACUAUUAACUAAAGUUAAGUGAUGAUAUCACAGAAGAAAGUUUUCUCUGCAUUUAAUUUUGUGGUUUUCACACAUUUCAAGACUUUGAAGCAGGAACUCCUGUUAAUGCUUUUGGGCAUGUUUGUUUUUUUAUACAUUUGAGGGGUAAGUGCAAUGAAAUAAAAGAAUUAAACUUCGUGCAAUCUUCAAUGUAUUGCUUUAGAGCUACAAAACCCUUAGACAAUAAUAUAUGAAGCGGCUAACGGUAAAGGCUGUGCAGAAUAUUCUAGUGCAAUGUUAAGAAAUUUGGAGGUGUCGUAAUUUAAAUCAUCUUUUUUAAUGUGUUUUAUUUACAUGGUUUCCUUAUAUUUAACAGUGUACGCCGGUUGUCAUGACAAUGGUGAUGCUUUAAACUGUAGUUGACCACACGUUUGUGUGAUGUCUUAAUGUCUGUAUAACUAGUGUUAAGACACACGGCUGGUUCGAUGAAUAAAACUUUUUGGGCUCGGA